Ruditapes philippinarum (Manila clam) is the source of this 1096-nucleotide messenger RNA. RefSeq names its product vacuolar protein-sorting-associated protein 36-like. The record is from RefSeq and is a predicted model, not a curated record. The transcript is spliced from 3 exons. Lineage: Eukaryota; Metazoa; Mollusca; Bivalvia; Venerida; Veneridae. The coding region runs from base 57 to 704 and encodes 215 amino acids.
CCGGUAUAUUCGGAUAUUGCAUUGUCUACUGGGACGGUGCUCAUGAGGAAUACGAUAUGCGAUCGGCAAGGUUACGUUCGGUGCUGUUUGCGCAUUUCUACUUGUUGUACUCUGUUAACGCCUUUAUUUUGAAUCAGCCGAACGCACAAAUGAACGCUCAAUAUACAAAUUCAGCAGCUCUUUAUCCUCAACAAAGUUAUCCUGCGACUCAUCAAAAUUAUCCGGCGAUUCAACAAAGUUAUCCGUUAACUCAACAAAAUUAUCCGUUGACUCAACAAAGUUAUCCGUUAACUCAACAAAGUUAUCCGUUGACUCAACAAAGUUAUCCGCUGACUCAACAAAAUUAUCCGUUGACUCAACAAAAUUAUCCGGCGACUCAACAAACUUAUCCGGUCACUCAACAAAGAUAUCAACAGCAUCAACAAAGUUAUAGUUAUCCUCCUCAACAAGAUCAUCAGCUUCCACAAAGUUUCCCUUCUUACAAGUCAUAUGCAGAUUCUCAACUCUACCAGAAUCAAUAUUACAACGCAAACUCUUACCCACAAUAUCCUAAUCAAUCUAACUAUCCAGAGGAGAAACAAUCUAAGGUAUUUCCACCAGCUUUGACUAGGUAUUUCAGCAUUAUGUCACAGUUUGUGCAGCUACUGUCAACUGAUGUAACUGACAAUAUGAGCGGAGCGUUUGGACUUCUAGCACUUGCAUAAUAUAAUUAUAGCAAAUCAAAUUAUAGAAAUGAAAAAAAAAUGGUUGAAUUAUAAUGUACGAGUAUAUGCUGCAUUUCAUUAAACAAUUAAACAAAUGAUAUUGAAUUAACCUGUGUUGCUUUAACCUAAUUGCUGUAUGCAUUGUAUAAAAAAGAUUAAGCGUGUCAUUGUGGUGCACGACAAUUCGGCGAAACAACAUUUAUAUUGCUUUGUCAGUAUUUGAGAUACUUAUUAAAAUACUCCCAAUGUAGACCAGUCUAUUUUAAUAUUUGUAUCAAAAUAUUAUACGAUUUUCUAUAAAUCAUUGAGUUAUGUAUUGAAAUAGAAGCAAUAAAAAUGGCUUAUUUGACAUUGAUGUAUCAACACAAUACCCACAAUACCACUGCAAUUUA